GAAAGAACAGAACAGAGCAACCAAUCCACUGCGGGACACGCAGGCAGCCAGUCUAUUUCCGACUGCCUUCGACUCUACACGCGUUAUAACACACCCUCUCCUAACCCCCCUUCUUCCUUCCGUACAUAUAGUAUUUCUUCCUCGUAGUACAGUGAAAAACAGAUUUACUUGUGGUCGUCAACAUGUUAUAAACUCCACGUUGUGUUGUGUCUUCUCCCUUGCGAACCUGACAAAUAACCCAACACUCAGGAAGAAAAAAAAAGAUGAUGCGUCGGUUAGAUCGAUGGAUCAACUAUGCGGGCAAUCAUCGAUCGUGUUUCAGUUUUGGCAUCAUUUUGAUCGUCAUUCAUUUGGUUUUGGUUGCCGAACGGGUCUACCAAUACAGACACUCGGGCGCGUGGAUUGUAAUCGCCAGGUCGUCAGCUCAGUGCCUACACUUGGAUUGCGCGUUGGUCUUGUUACUAACGCUUCGCAGAAGCUUCACAUGGCUCCGUUCGAGAGGAAUGGACUGGCUUCUGCCGCUUGAUCGGACCAUCUACUUCCACAAAAUGAUCGGAUGGCUCAUCUGUGUCUUCAGUGUGGUCCACACGUUGGCUCACAUCAUCAACUACGGAAUCAUGAGCCGUGCAACCGGCGUCAACAUGAGGGAUUACCUUUUCGACAAGACUGCAGGUUGGAUUCCUGGAAUCGUUACUCCCAGUGGUUUCGCAAUCUUGUUUCUCCUACUCAUCAUGGGACUCUUUUCCCAUCGUCUCGUCCGGAAGUCGGGUCGUUUCGAGCUAUUCUACUGGACCCAUAUGCUGUGCCUUCCCUUCUUCUUGUUGAUGAUUAUGCAUGCUGGCAACGUAUGGAAGUGGCUCAUCGGACCUUUAUGUCUCUUCGGAGCCGAGAUUGGCUAUCGCAUCGGAUUUAUUUGCUGUUCAGAGCGAGGUAGAACUAAGGUCACCUCUCUACAACUUUUACCUAACCAGGUGGUUCGACUCAAGAUUGAACGCCCACCUUACUUCGAGUAUAAUGCCGGAGAUUAUGUCUACGUCAACAUACCUCAUGUCGCCAGAUUCGAAUGGCACCCCUUCACAAUCAGCAGUGCUCCAGAGGACGAAGAUUACAUGACGCUCCAUGUGAGAGUGGCGGGCGGAUGGACCGGACGGCUCUACUCAAUGUGUCAGGAAGACGCCACUAGGCUAGAGCGACAGCAGUCUAGGCAAAGAAUUGCCCAGCAGCAGCUUGAUAGUAAGUUAAGUCCAUUCCAGUCUAUGCCAAUGCAGUUGGAGAAGUCAACAGUAGCCGCGGGCCAGGAUAAUCCCGCAUUCCAUGAACAAGAGUCUACCUCACUGCCCGCACUGAAUACCGAAGUUGCCAUCAGCAUUAUUUCGACAGCCGAACCUAGCAGAAGCAACUGCAAGGAUCUGUUACCAAUAGAAAUGCCCAUUAUGCUGGAUGGUCCAUACAGUGGAUCGGCUAUGCGAGCGUGGAAUUGUCGCCACGCACUGUUCAUUGCCGGUGGAAUAGGUGUAACACCGUUUGCUUCUCUUCUUCAAUCUCUGGUGAGUAGAUACCAGAGCUCGAUGAAUGCCUGUCCACAUUGCCACCAAUCCUGCUGCACGAAUGUUCCCACCUCACUGGGCAAACUACGUCACGUGGAUUUCAUGUGGGUGAAUCGAGAUCUCCUCAGCUUCCAAUGGUUCCUGGAACUUUUGUUGGAUUUAGAUAAAGAACAAUCUGUCAGGGGCAGCGUUAUGGAGAACUUUCUCGACAUCCAGCUGUUUCAAACAGGUACCAAAAUAAUGCCUGAUCCUCACCAGCCGUGCGCCAGUUGCUGUGAGUCUCUAGCAGUCCUUCCGCAAAUACAAACGAACCUGCUAGAUGACGCAAUCGUCCAAUCAGCACCAGCUUCCCAAGUGACGGGUAGAUGCCCUUAUUGCACAAUCCGACAAGUGAAGCAUUUACUCAACUACGGUCGACCUGUCUGGGAUAAGGUGUUUAGGGAUGUGGCUCUACGUAGUGGAGGUCGAGUGACGGUGUUCUAUUGCGGUCCAGCAUCGAUGGCCCGCGUUGUUAUGGCACAAUGCAAAAAGUUUGGUUUCACUUUCACCAAAGAAAUCUCCUGAACGCGAAAUUAUUUUAUGAAAACGAAAAGUAAAAAUAAAGAUCUAUACGGCUACACGGGACAGAAGUUAAAAAAAAAAACAACAACAAAACAACUCACCACACCUUCUAAUCUCAUGUGA
Molecule: messenger RNA, 2231 nt
Organism: Daphnia pulicaria
Lineage: Eukaryota; Metazoa; Arthropoda; Branchiopoda; Diplostraca; Daphniidae
Product: NADPH oxidase 5-like
Exons: 10
Coding region: 264-2111 (615 amino acids)
Biological process (GO): superoxide anion generation; defense response
Cellular component (GO): NADPH oxidase complex; plasma membrane
Molecular function (GO): superoxide-generating NAD(P)H oxidase activity
Source: RefSeq, a predicted model, not a curated record